AUGAGUGUACUAGAGAUGUGGACUAAUCUUGGCACUGCAAUUGGGAGCCUAAUGUUUGCUUAAUGCUUGUUUCAACAAUACUUCCCCUGAUCAACUUCAUGGCUACGCCAGAACAUAUUUGCAGAAAAUUGAAUAGGUUUACCUCUCCUUAAUUCACAGGUCACCUUCCAUGAAUAUACAGGUGAGCGUCUGAAAGCGCAGCGAAGUCCUAUACCGCCUCCAAAGCUAAUUAGCGCCAAACUCUCUAUGCGCGCCAAGCGGUUAAAGGCUGAUGUUGUUUAAAAGAUAACCAUCUGUUGCUUACUUGACGAUCAUGAAGAAAUUACUGAUGACUUCAAUGGAAUCAAAAUCUGGUGGUCUUCAAGGAAAAAUACCCCCAAACACAGUCUUUUUCCUUCUAUCACUGAAAGGAUGAGAGAAGAUAUUUUACUCUCAACUGUCCAUAGGCGUCAUAAGAGAAACCAUUAAUGAACGUCUUAUAUAGAUCAUGUUUUAAAGAAGGAAGCGAUUUCUGUUAAGAAUAGGCAGAGAAAGCUUAUACUAAUAAAUCCAAGUAAUGAUUGGCAAGGAUGGAAAGCUACCAAAUGGAGUCAUGUGGUGUUUGGACAUCCUGCGAGUUUUGAUACUUUGGCAAUGGCGACAAAGAUGAAAGAACAGAUCAAGAACGAUUUGAUCAAUUUAACUAAGGGAAAGGAUUAUUACGCCAAGAUUGGGAAAGCUUGGAAAAGAGGUUAUUUGCUUUUUGGUCCACCAGGAACUGGCAUGACGAUGGUUGCUGCUAUGGCUAAUUUCUUGAAUUAAUGAAUGUUUAUGAUCUUGAAUUUAACUAAAGUUAAGGAUAACAGUGAGCUUAGAAAAGUAUUGAUUGAGACAACCAGUAAGUCCAUUAUUGUGAUUGAGGAUAGAUGUUCUCUUGAUCUUACUGGUCAAAGAAGCCAAAAGAAGGAGAAAGACGAAGAUGAUGAGAAGGGUGAAAAUAACGAGCCGAUUUCUAAAAAGAAAAAGGAAUUAGAAGAAGAAAAAGGCCAAAAGUAGUAAGGUGACUCUAUCUGGGCUUUGAAUUUCAUUGAUGGAAUUUGGUCGCUUGCAGCGGAGAAAAGAUCAUUGUGUUCACUACUAACCUAUGUGGAGAAACUUGAUCCAGCUUUAAUCAGGGGGAGAAUGGUAGGCAUAAUAGAAAUGUCCUUACUGUUGUUUUGAGCCUUUAAGGUUUUAGCUAACAAUUAUUUGGACAUAGAUUCUCACAAAUUGUUUGGUGAAAAAUUGAGAAACUGUUGGGGGAAGUGAAGAUGACAACCAGCUGACGUUGCAGAGAAUUUGAUGCCAAAAUCAGUAGAUGAAGAUGAAGAGACUUGUUUAAAGAUUUGUUGCUUUGCUCUUGAGAGAGGCAAAAGGAAGAGGAAGCCAAGAAAGAAGGCUGAGGAAGAAGAGAAAGUAAAAGCAGAGCAAGAAGAGAAAGAAGAAAGAUUGUAA
Jatropha curcas is the source of this 1473-nucleotide messenger RNA. RefSeq names its product AAA-ATPase ASD, mitochondrial. The record is from RefSeq and is a predicted model, not a curated record. Gene Ontology annotation, molecular function: ATP hydrolysis activity; ATP binding. Lineage: Eukaryota; Viridiplantae; Streptophyta; Magnoliopsida; Malpighiales; Euphorbiaceae.